This is a messenger RNA of Sceloporus undulatus (fence lizard), 738 nucleotides long. RefSeq names its product F-box only protein 6-like. Gene Ontology annotation, molecular function: ubiquitin protein ligase activity; protein binding. Gene Ontology annotation, cellular component: SCF ubiquitin ligase complex; cytoplasm. Gene Ontology annotation, biological process: SCF-dependent proteasomal ubiquitin-dependent protein catabolic process; glycoprotein catabolic process. Lineage: Eukaryota; Metazoa; Chordata; Lepidosauria; Squamata; Phrynosomatidae. The record is from RefSeq and is a predicted model, not a curated record.
AUGGCUGCCCAAGACCUUUUCCAGAGCAAGGUGGCGCACAUCGCAGUCUUGCCGGAAGACAUCUUGAUUGAGGUCCUGGUUCGAGUCCCCGCCAGGGAGCUGGUCCGCAAGUGCCGCCUGGUUUGCUUGCUUUGGAGAGACCUAGUCGACCUUCCCAGUUCAUGGAAAGUAAGUGCUAGGCGGAUGGGAAGAAGAAGAAUUUCGGAGAAGAACCCACCGGAUUGGAAGAUGCACUACUUCCUUUCCAGCCUGAAGAAGAACUUGAUCAAGAACCCGUGCGCAGAAGAAGGCUUUUGUUCCUGGGAGAAAGAAUUAAGCAUUGGGGAUGAGUGGAAGAUCGAGGACCUUUUCGGGUCCAACGUGCGGGAAAUACGCCCUUGUCCGCACGUCCGGAAAUACUUCAUCAUGUCGUACGGGUCCUGUGUCAAAAAGCAGCUCAUCACCUUGAAGAACGAAGGUUACUGGGAUCAACUGAUGGAUGAAGUGAAGCCGGAUAUUGUGGUGAAGGACUGGUACGCUGCUCGGUUUGACUGUGGCUGCCGCUACCAGCUCAGCGUGCGGCUCCUCUCAGCCGACUACAUCAUCCUCCAAGAAUUCCUCCCGGAAGACCUGAUCAUAGAGCAGUGGAGCGAUGCAGAAUGGCAAGAGGUUUCGUACACUUUCCACGACUACCCAACUGGCGUGCGCUACAUCCUCUUCUGCCACGGAUGCCAAGACAUGCAAUUCUGGACAGGCUGA